AUGGCCGCUCUCCGCUCCUCGACGCGAAUCCUCGGCUCCUCUGCGAGGGCAGCUUUCCGCCCCAGCGCCGUCUUCUCGCGGUCCAUGGCGUCGGUCAGCGAGACCACCGAGCAGCAGCCCAAGAUCAAGUCCUUCCAGAUCUACCGAUGGAAUCCCGAUACCCCGACCGAGAAGCCCAAGCUGCAGACCUACUCCAUUGACCUCAACAAGACGGGCCCCAUGAUCCUGGACGCCCUCAUCAAGAUCAAGAACGAGCAGGACCCGUCCCUGACCUUCCGGAGGAGCUGCCGAGAGGGCAUCUGCGGCAGCUGUGCCAUGAACAUCAACGGCCAAAACACCCUGGCCUGCUUGUGCCGAAUCCCCGCCGAGUCCUCGUCCGACGUCAAGAUCUACCCCCUGCCGCACACCUACGUUGUCAAGGACCUGGUGCCUGACCUGACGCACUUUUACAAGCAGUACAAGUCCAUCCAGCCCUACCUGCAGCGCGACACCCCUGCUGAAGAUGGCAAGGAGUACCGCCAGAGCAAGGCGGACCGAAAGAAGCUGGACGGUCUCUACGAGUGCAUUCUGUGCGCCUGCUGCUCAACCUCGUGCCCCUCUUACUGGUGGAAUUCCGAAGAGUACCUCGGCCCCGCCAUCCUGCUGCAGUCUUACCGAUGGUUGAUUGACUCCCGAGACGAGCGCAAGGAUGCCCGCAAGGCCAAGCUCGAGAACUCCAUGAGCCUGUACCGCUGCCACACCAUCCUCAACUGCACACGCGCCUGCCCCAAGGGCCUGAACCCCGGCAAGGCCAUUGCCGAGAUCAAGAAGCAGAUGUCUCUUGGAGCAUAA
Molecule: messenger RNA, 831 nt
Organism: Trichoderma aggressivum f. europaeum
Lineage: Eukaryota; Fungi; Ascomycota; Sordariomycetes; Hypocreales; Hypocreaceae
Exons: 2
Coding region: 1-831 (276 amino acids)
Biological process (GO): respiratory electron transport chain; tricarboxylic acid cycle; aerobic respiration
Cellular component (GO): mitochondrial membrane
Molecular function (GO): electron transfer activity; 2 iron, 2 sulfur cluster binding
Source: RefSeq, a predicted model, not a curated record